CCGCCACCGCCUGCCCACGCCGCGGGCUCCCACGGCCACGGUCCUUGCUGGCCCAUGAAGUGACCCGGGCGGGUGGCACAGCCCCUGCUCCUGCCGUAGCCACCGCUGCCACACCAGGCACUGAGGUCUGCUGGCCAUGGGCAACCUGAUAAAGGUAUUGGGCAAAGAUUUAGAAAACUGUCCUCAUUUUUUCCUGGAUUUUGAAAAUGCGCAGCCCACGGAGGCCGAGACGGCGGUGUGGAACCAGGUGAACGCCGUGCUGGAGGAGGCGCAGACCAUCCUGGCCGAGCUGCAGUCCUACACGGGCGCCGGGCAGGAGAUCCGAGAGGCCAUCCAGAACCCCGGGGACCUGCGGCUGCAGGAGCGCGCCUGGAGCGCCGUGUGCCCCCUGGUCGCCAAGCUGAAACGCUUCUACGAGUUCUCCCUGCGGCUGGAGAACGCCCUGCGGAGCCUGCUGGAGGCGCUCACCAGCCCCCCGUACGCCCCGACCCAGCACCUGGAGCGGGAGCAGGCCCUGGCCAAGCAGUUCGCCGAGAUCCUGCACUUCACCCUCAGCUUCGACGAGCUCAAGAUGACCAACCCUGCCAUCCAGAACGACUUCAGCUACUACAGACGGACCAUCAGCCGGAACCGCAUCAACAACCUGCAGCUGGAUGCAGAGAGCGAGGUGAACAACGAGAUGGCCAACAGGAUGUCCCUGUUCUACGCCGAGGCCACCCCCAUGCUGAAAACCCUCAGCAACGCCACCACCAAGUUCGUUUCGGAGAACAAGACCCUCCCGAUCGAGGACACGACCGACUGCCUGAGCACCAUGGCCUGCGUGUGCAGGGUGAUGCUGGAGACCCCGGAGUACCGGAGCCGCUUCACCAACACCGAGACCCUGCUCUUCUGCAUGAGGGUGAUGGUUGGUGUCAUCAUCCUCUACGACCACGUCCACCCCGUGGGGGCCUUUGCCAAGACCUCCAAGAUUGAUAUGAAAGGCUGCAUUAAAGUCCUGAAAGACCAACCCUCAACCAGCACCGAGGGGCUCCUGAACGCUCUGAGGUACACCACUCGGCACCUCAACGACGACACCACGUCCAAACAGAUCCGGGCCCUGCUGCAGUGAGGGCGGGGCCGCAGUCACCGUGUCACCCAUGACCAUACAGCUCAUUUUGUACCGAGGGAAAAGGGACAGCGAGGAACGCACAGAAAUGCUACAAACAAAUCAAAACGGGCCCGGGCUCCUGCCCCCCUCCCCUUCCCCUUCCCGCCCCCAAAUCAGCACCUGCUCCUGGACACGAGGUGUGGGUGGCACCGUGGGGACACGGGACAGAGGCCAGGCAGGAGAGACCCGGGCAAGGCAAUGCUGGUGGGGCUGGCAGCACGGUGCCCAUGGCACGGGGGCACCCUGGGGAGGGGGCAGGUGGUGCCCCUGUCCCCAUCCUGGUCCCCAAGAGGAGGAGGAGGAGGAGGAGGAAGAGGAGGAGGAGAAGGAAGAAGUAUCCCUGUGGAUCUGCACUGACUCUAGAGGAAACGGCUCAGUCUCACCUGGUAGAUUUUUAAUAUGAGCAAUUAAAUCCACACUCACCUCUUCUUUUCUACAUUUUUUUUUUUUGGGUGUGAAAUAAAAUGACAUUUAAUCUGUU
Agelaius phoeniceus (red-winged blackbird) is the source of this 1628-nucleotide messenger RNA. Its product is annotated as CYFIP-related Rac1 interactor A-like. Lineage: Eukaryota; Metazoa; Chordata; Aves; Passeriformes; Icteridae. The record is from RefSeq and is a predicted model, not a curated record. Gene Ontology annotation, biological process: regulation of actin filament polymerization. Gene Ontology annotation, molecular function: small GTPase binding.